AUGGCGGGGCGGCGCGGCAGCGCAGGGCCUCUCUGGGCGCUGGGCGGCCCUGCGCUGGGGCUCUGCCUCGCGGGGGUCGCCGGGCAGCUGGUGGAGCCCAGCACAGCACCACCCAAGCCCAAGCCGCCCCCGCUGACCAAGGAGACAGUGGUGUUCUGGGACAUGCGCCUGUGGCACGUGGUGGGCAUCUUCUCGCUCUUCGUGUUGUCCAUCAUUAUCACUCUGUGCUGUGUCUUCAACUGCCGCGUGCCGCGGACCCGGAAGGAGAUCGAAGCCCGGUACUUGCAGAGAAAGGCGGCCAAGAUGUACACCGACAAACUGGAGACCGUGCCGCCCCUCAACGAGCUCACAGAAGUCCCCGGAGAUGAUAAGAAGAAGAAGAAGAAGAAGGACAGUGUGGACACGGUGGCCAUCAAGGUAGAGGAGGAUGAGAAGAACGAGGCCAAGAAGACAGGAGAGAAAUGA
This is a messenger RNA of Pteropus alecto (black flying fox), 465 nucleotides long. It is a transcript of the gene TMIE, whose product is annotated as transmembrane inner ear. NCBI's taxonomy places the organism in Eukaryota, Metazoa, Chordata, Mammalia, Chiroptera, Pteropodidae. Bases 1 to 465 code for a protein of 154 amino acids. The record is from RefSeq and is a predicted model, not a curated record. The transcript has 4 exons.